Molecule: messenger RNA, 1494 nt
Organism: Sorex araneus (European shrew)
Lineage: Eukaryota; Metazoa; Chordata; Mammalia; Eulipotyphla; Soricidae
Product: E3 ubiquitin-protein ligase TRIM38-like
Exons: 7
Coding region: 103-1494 (463 amino acids)
Molecular function (GO): protein binding; zinc ion binding
Source: RefSeq, a predicted model, not a curated record
AGUAAGUGCAGACAGAGACCAACCUGGUGAGUCCUGCCCCAGGACUGCCCAGAGACAGGGGAAGGAAGAAUUACAACUGAUUUAUGCAUUUCCAAAAAAGCAAUGAUCUCAGCUAUACUUGCCACGAAGUUGAGGGAGGAAGCUACCUGCCCCAUCUGCCUAAAGUUUAUGACUGAGCCGGUGAGCAUCGACUGUGGGCACAUCUACUGCCGCCUGUGCAUAGUGGGCCUUACUGAGUACCGAAGCCCUGAAACAUCAUCUCCAGGAACAUUUCCUUGUCCCCAGUGUCGGGAACCUUUUAAAAGUGAUAGUCUCCGGCCCAACAAGCCUCUAAGAAGUAUCAUUGAAACCUUUAAGGAAAUGGAUCAGAAAAUGUGUAAGGAGCAUGGAAAGCAGCUCCACCUGUUCUGUGAAGAUGAUGGUCAGCUCAUCUGCUGGCGCUGUGAGCGGUCACCACAGCACAAAGGACAUGUCACUGCUCUGGUUGAAGACGCAUGCCAAGGCUACAGGGAACAGCUCCAGAAAGCAGUCAUAAAACUAAGCACAACACGCUUAGAUGUUGUAAAGCAUAGGAAAGGCACGAUUAGGAAACUAAGUGACUGGAAGGAGAAAAUAAAGCAUGAGGAAGAGAGAAUCCAUUCUGAAUUUAGGAGUCUUCACACAUUUCUGCAUGAGGAGGAGAAGUUUUAUAUGUGUCAACUGAAGAAAGAAAAUGAGCAGCAGCUGAGCAGACUGCAGGGCAAUGUAGAGUAUCUGGAAAACAAAUUUGAGGAACUCACGAACUGCAUCCUGGAACUAGAGGAGAAAUGUCAGGGCUCAGCACAGAAUUUGCUGCAGGAUAUAAAGGACACCUUGAGGAGGAACUCAGCUAUCUAUGUGGUAACACCAAUGGACAUUUCUUUGGAGGUGCAUACUGUAUGCAAUGUCUCUGAACUCAACUUUAGUGUGAGAAAAAUGUUAAGGCGCUAUCAAGAAAAUGUGACUCUGGAUCUAGGUACUGUUCAUCUAGAUUUACCUCUGUCUAAUAAUCAGAGAACAGUGGCGCACAAAGGAAGCAAAGCAAUGUAUGAAACUCCUGGAGGAUUUCCUGUAUUUCCCUGCGUCCUGGGCCGUGAGCGCUUCACCUCAGGAAGACAUUACUUUGAAGUUGCUGUGCGAGAAGGAACUGAGUGGGGUGUCGGAGUUUGUCUGGAAAAUGUGUCAAGAGACAUUGACAUUGUACGAGAGCCUCAGUCUGGAUUCUGGACCAUCAGACUGACAAAGGACAAGAGCUGUUUAGCCCUUUCUUCUCCCCCAACCACCCUAUAUCUAAGUGACCAACCGAAAGUGGUAGGGAUUAAUCUAGACUAUGAUCUUGGCUUUGUGUCCUUCUACAAUGCCACUACUGGUUCCCUUAUCUACAAAUUCCCAAAGGUCUCCUUCUCUCGUGCUCUCAAACCUUAUUUUGAGGUUUAUCCAUUUUCUCCAUUGUCCCUGAUUUUCUCAAAUGAAUAA